This is a messenger RNA of Rotaria sp. Silwood2, 540 nucleotides long. Lineage: Eukaryota; Metazoa; Rotifera; Eurotatoria; Philodinida; Philodinidae. The record is from the annotation of a GenBank genome assembly.
AUGUACGUUCAACAUAAAGGUGUUGCAAUGGAUGCUCCAUUAGCUCCAAUGAUUGCUAAUAUCUUUAUGGCUCAUCUUGAAACAACAUUGAUGGACAGAUUAUUGCAAUUUGGUAUAACACAUUAUCCAUUUUUAAUGAUUUUCAUUCAUUCAUUAAGUUUACCCAUAAAGUGGAAAACGACAAUUUAUCAUAAACCAACGUUUACUGGUCUAUUAACAAAUCCGAAUUCUUAUGUUCCCAGCCAAAAUAAGAAAGCUAGUAUGGUUAGUAUGGCUAAUCGUGCACUCCUUAUAUGUUCAACAUAUACACUAUUAGGCACUGAAUUUAAUGAAAUAAGAAGAAUUGGUUUAGAAAAUGAUUAUCCAUUAUCUUUUAUUGAUACUACUAUUGGGAUUAAACUAAGUCAACAUCGAAAUAAGAUUAAUAGAAAAUUAAAUAAACCAAUAAUUCGAUGUGAUAAGAAGAAAAUAUAUAUCGAGAUACCACUUAUUAGAUCUUUCACAUUAGAAUUAAAGAAAAAAAAUCAUACACCUCUCUAA